Molecule: messenger RNA, 3033 nt
Organism: Meleagris gallopavo (turkey)
Lineage: Eukaryota; Metazoa; Chordata; Aves; Galliformes; Phasianidae
Gene: OSGEPL1
Product: O-sialoglycoprotein endopeptidase like 1
Biological process (GO): tRNA threonylcarbamoyladenosine modification
Cellular component (GO): mitochondrion
Source: RefSeq, a predicted model, not a curated record
ACUUCCGGGAUUUGCCCCACCCCGUGAUGGCGGCUGGGGACGGCGGGAAGGCUGGGGUUACGGCUGCCGAGUUGCCCCGGGCUGGGGCAGCCGACGUUGUAGCUGUUUGCGCGCCGUGCGCGGUUUCUAGGCUUUAAAAAUCAGGCUGGGGGCAGCGAAAUAUCACGAGGAACAGUCGAAGGUAAAGCUCAUCGCAAGCAGAAAUUGGGCUACGGAGGCAGCGACGCGAGGCUGCUCGGAUCGCGGUGCGAAGCGUUCCCUUCCUCGGGGCUGCGGCAGGGCGGUAGGCGGGGCAGAUCCCGAAGGCAUCGUCCUGGGGCACGACUCAGCUCCUUUCCAGACAUCACCACGAGACCAGCUGCUGCCAAUGGGCAGCGCAGCCAUGCGCCUCCUGCAGCCUGCGAGGCACGGCCCAGCUGCAUGGCUGAGCAGCAGCUCCGCGCGCUGUGCGAGGCUCCCCAGACUUGUGCUGGGCAUCGAAACGAGCUGCGAUGACACGGGCGCGGCGGUGCUGGACGAGGCGGGCAGGGUGCUGGGAGAAGCGCUACAGAGCCAAAAGGACGUGCACCUGAAAGCAGGUGGAAUAAUUCCUCACGUAGCUCAACAGCUUCACAGAGAAAACAUCCAGCAAGUAGUAAAGGAAGCGCUUAGUGCCAGCGGAGUUUCUGUAAAUGAACUCGCUGCUAUUGCAACUACAGUGAAACCAGGACUUGCGCUGAGCCUGGAGGUGGGACUGCAGUACAGCUUACAGCUGGUGGACAGGUACCAGAAGCCUUUCAUCCCCAUUCAUCACAUGGAGGCUCACGCACUUACCAUCAGACUGACAGAGCAAGUGGAAUUUCCCUUCUUAGUUCUUUUACUCUCCGGAGGUCAUUGCAUCUUGGCAGUAGCACGAGGAGUUUCAGAUUUCCUUCUGCUUGGACAGACCAUAGAUAUAGCACCAGGUGACAUGCUAGAUAAGGUAGCAAGAAGGCUCUCUUUAAUAAAGCACCCAGAGUGCCAUGGCAUGGCUGGGGGAAAGGCAAUAGAGCACCUGGCUCAAACUGGAGACUGGCAAAGGUACACAUUCAGACUUCCCAUGCAGCAGUAUCGUAACUGUGAUUUUUCUUUUUCUGGACUUCAGAGCCUUGUCAACAAAUCCAUUAUUCAGAAAGAAAAAGAAGAAGGUAUUCAAGAAGGUGAACUCCUGUCCUGUGUUGAGGACAUUGCUGCAGCUGUACAGCACGUAGUGGCUGCUCAUAUUAUCCAGCGGACACACCGAGCCAUGCUUUUCUGCAUAAAAAAUAGCAUAUUACUACCAAAAACUGCAACUCUGGUCGUAUCAGGAGGAGUUGCAAGUAAUCAGUCUAUCAGAAAAGACCUGCAAACUCUGGCAGAUGCAAAUGGUUUUGCUUUUCUGUCUCCUCCUCCAAGACUGUGCACUGAUAAUGGUGUUAUGAUUGCAUGGAAUGGCAUUGAAAGGUUGCAUGCAGGAUGUGGUAUUUUACACAGUACUGAUGGCAUCCGCUAUGAACCAAAAGCUCCCCUUGGAAUUGACAUUUCAAAAAGAGUUGAAGAGGAUGCCAUCAAAGUGCCAAGACUAAGGAAGAUAAAAUAGUCAGCAUGUUGAGCACUUAACUAAUACAAUAAAUGCAGCUCAAACUUAUUCACUGUAACAGCACUGAGACAGUUGUCAUGUACUGACUUUAUGUGGCUUAUAUUGUUGAAAUAACACCCAUCAGAGAAAUAAAUACAUCUUCACGUGGAAGCUGUGCCAACAGAACUGAGUUUCAACAGCACCUACUUUUCUCUGCUAGUGCAAGAAGAUGAUUCCUACUAACAAAAAUUAACAUCUGGGGUUAAAUGGCGAGCACUAAUUAUUAUUAUUAUAUUUUUUAGUAAAAAGAAUAACAGUUUAAUGUCGGUAACAGGACAAAUGAGCUGUUAAGAUCCAAGUUCUGGGUUUUUAUGCUCAUGUGUUACUUCACCUUGCCUUUUGACAAUCUGUACUAGGUGAUUGUGAGCAGUCUGGUAUCUAAGCUUGCGCCUGGGGUUGUUCAAACGUAGAAGAAAUACAGUUCUCAUUCUUACUUAAAAUGUCUUUUCUAAUUCAACUAAGCAUUUCAUCAAAACAAAAUGUAUUAUUUAAGUUUAUACAACAAUUUGUCACUUCAGCAACAAGUUUCAAAAAACAGACAAAAUGAAGAUUGAGAAAGAGAUGUGCACAGAAUUGAUGAAAAUAUAAUCAAGAGAAGAGACAGCACCCACAGAAAUGAGAACAACUGCAAGAAAAUAGGCCUCCAAUACUAGCUAAAAAGCAGAAAUCUUUAUAAUUGGUAAUUCAGCAUCACUGUUGCUCAGAACCACAUCUCUCCAGGAGGUGGAGUAGCAGCUGUACAGAUAUUGCUUCAACCUAAUGUUACCUUGUAAAACCUUAAUCGUCUCUUUGCAUCAGAGCAAAUGAUGGCUUUUUUUUAUUUUUAUUUUACUUCUUCAUACAAUGGUUUCUUAAAUAUGGAAUAAUUUCAUCAGUGUUUAUGAUGGUGAUGUCAAGUGCUUUCUUGAAUCUCCCCACAAGCAGACUAAUGGAAAAGGCUGUGUGGGCAACCAGCUCACCAAGAAUUUUGUAUCACAUUACUCUGUUAAGUAAAUACCUUUCUGAAAAGCCAUUCCUAGUAGUGCGGAGAUGAUCUUCUUGAACCUGGGGCCUAGAAGCCAUACAUUUGUUGUGUGCUAGACUAUAACAGCAGUUAUGCCUUUUAAGUCUUCUGCAAACAUACUAGACUGCUAAUUACUUUUUUAAUCUCAAAAGAUAUCUAAAACCAGAUGAACCAAAUUUAGUUAUGCACCAGGCCACUUAAGAGACAUUUUCGUUAACGACUUAACAAAUUCAUAUAGAUAUUCAAGAAAUAUUCAUUUUAAUGCUUGCAACUUUAUAUAAUACCCCUUUUAUAAUGUUAAGUUAUUGCUCCUAAACUGAAAUUGUUACUUUUUAUAUUAUUUGGAGGCUGAAUCCUAAGGCCAUCAGAAUAAACAAAACUCUUCCUCUUAUAA